AUGGUUGUCUCCUCUAUGCAGCAUCAUCCCCACCACUCGCAGGGUCCGGCGCCUCCCCAGCACCUGCAGCAUUCUCGACCCUCGAGUAUUGUUCACCAGCAACAUCACCAGGCACCCCCAGCGCCAUCUCAGCAUCCCUCGGCGUAUUCAUCGACUCAUUCACUCCAAGCCUAUCAGUCCGCCGCACAAGCAGCCCAAGCCGGCGCACACGCCCCCAGCGCACAACACGCGCAGGACCUGCCCUACUACGCUCACCAGCAGAGCCCUUACAGUACGCCAGGGACGACCAGCGGAUAUACGUCCGCAGCUAAUCCAUCCGCAGACACCUCCGAGAUGAUGGCCGCGGCUCAAAUGCCUCGACCCUACCCGCCGAUGUCAUAUCAUACACCUCAGUCAAACUCUCCAGCUUCCGUCGCGUCCCCGUCAGGCCAUGACCAGCACCGCAGUAUCUAUGGACAGCCGCCAUCGCAACUGCAGCACCAGUCUAUGUACUAUGGCACGCAACAACCGCAAUACUCCUCCAUGCCACCGCAGGCGCCUUCUCCGUAUCAACAGCAUGCUCAGCAACCGCAUCAGUCCAUGACAUCGCAGCCCAGCAUGAUGAUGUCUCAGUCAGGGUCCCAGCAUCAGAUGGCGCAGCAGCACAACAGUCAACAUGCGCAACCGGGCAUGACGGGGAGCCCGAGGCACACCAAGAUGGAACCGCAAAUGCCACCGCAGUUGCAACGCCCCUCAUCAGGUCCUUUGGGCACGCCCCAAACGAAUCAAAAUGGUAGUGGCCAGCUCACGACGCCCACAGGCCCGCCCACACCAGGCCUGAACAACAAUAACGCGGCCCCGGGCCCGAUCCCGGCAACGACCCCAUUAGUGGUGCGACAGGACGGUAACGGUGUCCAGUGGAUCGCUUUCGAAUACUCUCGAGACCGGGUCAAGAUGGAAUACACCAUCCGCUGUGACGUUGAGUCUGUCAACACCGAUGAACUGUCUGCCGAUUUCAAGACCGAGAACUGCGUGUACCCGAGAGCAUGCUGCGCCAAGGAUCAAUACCGCGGCAAUCGUCUCCAAUAUGAGACGGAAUGCAACACGGUCGGAUGGGCCCUAGCUCAGCUCAACGCGUGUCUUCGAGGAAAGAGAGGCCUCAUACAGAGAGCUGUUGACAGCUGGCGAAACAGCAACCAGGACCCGAGACUGCGGAGUCGACGCGUGCGACGCAUGGCCAAGAUGAACAAUCGCAAGGCGGUCCAGUCUCCCCAUGCCGCACACAUGUCCGGUCCUAGUGGCCCGGCAGGGAUGUCAACCCCUGGAGCCAUGGGCCCUAGUGCCGGGACGCCUAUGGGGAAGCCUGGGAUGAGCAACAUGGGCCCGUCGAUGCAUCACCACGCUCACGAAGGGGGUGCUCAGGGCGGAGGGGACGAAGUCGGCGAUGAUGAGUACAUGGAUGAUGACUCGCAUCAUCAUCACCACCAGGCACCCAGUGGACCGGGGUCGGGCAAUUCGGAUGAUGUUCGACCAGCCCAUGUCUUCUCCGGCUACCCCCAGCAAUACCCUGGUCAUGCCACAUCCGGAUCCUCCAUGCCGCCCAUCCACGACGGACCCCACCACGGUGCCAUCGCGGCUCGGCGUCAGGCUAAAGAAGAGGACGAUGUGAGUCCGGACGGCCUGUUCCCCGAUAUUCCCGAGGCCAAAAAACGAAAGUUCAUUCUCGUGGAAGACAACAAACGUGGCUGUCGGCUGCGCGUACGCGUCACACUGGAGUCCGUCGACACCAAGGAGAUCCCUGACUCGUUCCGCAAGAGCUCCUCGGUAUUCCCGCACAGCUAUUUCCCGCGUGAGAUGCAGAGUCCGCCACCUAGCGCGACUGGCAGCAAGUUCUUCCAGGAGGAUCUGAGCGAUGACGAUGGUGUAGAAGUCGACGGCGGCCGAACAGGACGCUCGAGGGGUCAUAACACCCGAGAACGCCGUAUGGUAAAGGUUCCCAUGUCUGAUGGCAGCGAGGGCGAGGUCGGCAUCCCGAGAACGAGAAAGGCCACUCGUGGAAAGGAGGUUCGGCUCAACGAUCUGGGCUACCGAAUGGCGUGGUUGCAGAGCCGUGUCUUUUCUGGGAGGACCAUCUUCUUACAGCGAGCUUUGGACAACUAUCGCAACAAGACGCGCCAGGCUAUCGAUAAUGUCAUGCAAGACGUCAAGACCGCGGCACCUCACUACGAAACCCGCAUCGGCAAGAGAAAGUGGACUGAGCGAAUGGGUAGUGGCGAUAAGCGGGACAGCUCUUAG
Molecule: messenger RNA, 2274 nt
Organism: Anthostomella pinea
Lineage: Eukaryota; Fungi; Ascomycota; Sordariomycetes; Xylariales; Xylariaceae
Source: the annotation of a GenBank genome assembly